UCAGGCAGCAACGUUGUCGACAACGACGAGUUUAGGCUACCCAAAGCACAACGGCACGGCAACGAUAACGUCUACCAACCGGGCACAGCGCAACACGGUCGUAUAUAGCAAUACGAAAAGCAAACAUACACACACACUUAUACAUACACUAGCGUGAGCACAGUGAACGCGCAGUCUGUCGCUGAAAUAAAAGAAAAGCGAGGCGACAACGAAGUGAACCACAAAAGGGAAAUGAAGAUAAAACGAGGAAAAAAAUUCUGUCGAUUUUUGUUCGUCGCUGGCGUAAACUGAAAAACUUGAAAUUGAAUCGAAAAUAAAUUUGUAGUCGGUGGUGUAAAGGAGGUGAUUUUGACGAUUUAGUGAAGUUUUUCAAUUGCAAAGGAAUCACUUUUGACGUAUUUUGAAUUGAGGAUCUAUCUAAAUCGGCAGGGGAUUGACCAGUGGGCUCACAAUAUUUAUUACAAUCAUCUUCUCCACAGCCAUUACGACUCAUCCACCACCACAAAUAACGUUGUCAUUAUCACUACCACAACUGCGAGUGUGGUACCAAUACCAGCAACUAGCAACCACCAGUGUAACCACUGCUGUGCUAACCAACAUUGCCAUCGAUCGAUCCAUCUGCCAACAAUAGCGAUAGUAGCGGAAGAAAUAGCAACGGGUAUAUACAUUUUGAAGAAUAUUCGUUCGAGAACGUCAACGUGAUCGUCACCAUAAACGCAGCAGCUGUUUUCGAUAUGACAACCAACAAGGACACUGCGUCGUUCUUCGAGAAUGGCACUACGCAUCAAUUCGAAUAUUGCUACAAACUUUACCCACAAGUGCUGAAGCUAAAAGCAGAAAAGCGCAAUAAAAAACCACAAGAGCUUAUACGUUUGGACGAAUGGUAUCAAAAUGAGUUACCGAAAUUGAUAAAAGCACGAGGGAAGGAUGCACAUAUGGUAUAUGAUGAGCUGGUGCAGACCAUGAAAUGGAAACAGUCGCGUGGAAAAUUUUAUCCGCAACUUUCGUACCUGGUGAAGGUAAAUACCCCGCGCGCUGUUAUGCAGGAAACAAAGAAGGCUUUCCGUAAGCUGCCUAAUCUCGAACAGGCCAUUACGGCACUGUCAAAUCUAAAAGGAGUCGGCACUACCAUGGCAUCAGCGCUUUUGGCAGCUGCUGCACCUGACUCGGCACCAUUCAUGGCUGAUGAGUGCCUCAUGGCCAUUCCAGAGAUCGAGGGUAUCGAUUAUACUACCAAGGAGUACCUCAAUUUUGUUCAGCACAUAUAUACUACUGUCGAACGCCUGAAUGUUGAGGCUGGCGGUGAAACUCCGUUUUGGUCGCCACAUCGAGUAGAAUUGGCACUGUGGGCACACUAUGUAGCCAAUGAUUUGAGUCCGGAGCUUUUGGAUGAAAUGCCCGGGCCAGGUGCUGGUGGUGGUGCCAAUAUUAAUGGUAGCACAGUAAAGGUGGCAGCACAUGCAGCCGAAGUUCUUAGUGGUGAAGCUGAGGAUACCAACGAUGGCGAAGAAGAGAGCUUAGGUGCAGCUGAAAAUAACCACAAUAACGAUGCACCCGUCAUUACGACAGCGACCACUUCCUUGCAGGAUGGCGAUUCUAACUUCGUUUCAAAUGACUCCACCUCACAAGAGCCCAAUAUCGAUGAGAACACCACCCAGACCACAGCUACAACUUCAACCGAUGAUGGCGAAGUAGGUACACCACUCGCUUCAGAUUCAGAAAGCAAUUUGGAGGCACCAGAAAAGGCUAAACUUAAACAUAAUAGCAGCAGCAGCAAUAAUCCAAACACAAAUAGUAACAGUGAGAUUGUAGGCAUCGGCCACAGCGACAUCAGACAGAAAGAUGUGGUUGCUGCGGUAGUAGGAAAUGAAAAUAGAAAUGGGAAUGGUAAUGGUACUUUAGUGUCUUUGGGUGCACCUGGUAGUGAUGGAGAAAACAGCAGUUGCCUGCGUUCCACAGGCAUUGAAGAUGCUAGUGAGGAAGACGACGUUGACGCUGAGGAUGAUAGCAGCAACAGUAAUAGUCGCCACAUUGGCCAGAGCCACAAGUCAAUAACGCCCCUGUUUGGUGGUAACUUGAACGAUGGUACAAAUUACACCACGACCAACGCCAGCGAUUCCAAUAAUGAUUCCACGCUUAGCAGUGCCGCCGGAGGUGUUGUGGCGCAGAAGCGAACAUUACAAUGUAACGAAGGUGGUAGCGAAGUCGAUGGAAUAGCGGAGGAAGCACACAGUCAACCAGAGCUGAAGAAAAUUCGGAGUGAAUAAGUUAGAAAAAAAAGUUAAAAACGCAGGAAAAAGUUUACGUAUAAACUAAAGGGAAUAGGCGGUUUAACUAGAGCGUAAUUAAAAGGUAAAAUAUAUAGAGAGCGACGCGAGAUCCGGUGGGCAGGUUAAAAGACACAUACAUACCUAACAACAAUAACAAUACAUAUAAUAUACCGCAGAAGAAGGUGUCGGAACAGCGUGUGUAGCAUUGCAGGAUCACAUUCAUUCUUUAUCAUUAAGUAAAAUUUUUACGGAUAACAUCUUAACAAAGAAAAUAAAAAAAUACUAGAAUGUAACAAGAGAGUAUGUAGAAGAAAAGUGGUUGAAUGAAAAAUGCAAAGGAAAAUAUUACAGAGCGUUAAACGUCAAAUCGCAAUAAGUACCAUUCAUACAAAUGUUAAAGUAGAGCCCAAACAUGCAGCGUUAAAAAAAUGCUGCCAUGUACUAGUAACAAAUGCCUUGAACCCACUCAUUGAACAAAACACACACAGCACAGAUACAACGUAAUAGAUACAGCGUUUUCUGGCUGGCCUAACGCUUAACUUCCAGCUCCAGGAUGAGCAACUGCUGCCGUCUGCUUUUUUUUUUCAUUUUGCUGUACGCUUUUAAUUUCCUUUUAAUUCACUUUUUAUUCUUGUUUUGUAUUUUGUACUUUUUUCUUUGCACUGUUCGAACUAUUUUUCAACAAAUAAGGAGAAAGCAAAAUUAGCAUUUUCCUGAAAAUAAAAUUAUAAGUUAGUUUAAUAACAAUUUCUACAUAGUUUAUAAUUAAAGAAUAUUUAUUUCUGCAUUUUUGUCCCAUAAAAGAAAGAUUCAAUUCAAAAGAGAAUAUCUUAUUAAAGAACUAGCGAAAAUCAUUACGUACA
Molecule: messenger RNA, 3133 nt
Organism: Anastrepha ludens (Mexican fruit fly)
Lineage: Eukaryota; Metazoa; Arthropoda; Insecta; Diptera; Tephritidae
Gene: Amun
Exons: 4
Coding region: 735-2267 (510 amino acids)
Source: RefSeq, a predicted model, not a curated record